AUGAAGCUCCUUGAUGUAUCGAUCACGGCGCUAGAGUUAGCAAAGCCUGUAACGGCCAAAAUCCCCAUCCCCGGGCUCAACACCGCCGUCGAAUGUGCCCUCAGUAUCGCGAAGAAAGCCAAGGAGAUCGAAGACACUCGAGAUGACUGCCGAGCCCUCGCCGAACGUGCGGCAACAUCUGUGCUGGCAAUAUACCAGCAGCUCAAGAACGGCGGUGGCGGAAUGGAGGUGGAAGAGCAUGUCACGACGUUUCUGCACAACUUGCUGGACAUCGAGAACUUGAUGGCUCGCCGUCUGCGAGCCAGAAAGCGAGAUCGCUUCUGGCUUGCGCUCAAUUGCGGGAAGAUCGCCCAGGAGGUCAAGACGCUCACCACAAAGCUCGAAGACUCCCAUCGCAAUUUCAUGAUUCAGGCUGCGCUCUCCAUCCAGGACACGCUGGCAAGCGGGAACCUCCGUAUGCUACAGUACAUGGACGACUCAGCACGCGUCGGAGGGAUUGUCGUUCGAGACACCAGAGAGAUCCGCGAUGGCAUCACGCACCUCGCGCAGCACGUCAGUGGGAGCGCCACGUUCGAUGGAAAUUUCCGGCUCUUCGCUCAUGAGAAUCUGGUCCUCUUAGACUCAGAGCCCAUCGUCGACUCGGGAAAGCUGCAUCAUGGCAUGACUGGGUGGAACGGAGACGAACGUACCCUGGUCAACGCCGUCUCUCUCUCGCAGACCGGCCGCGUCUUCCGCCACCGCGCCGUCGUUGAGGCCGCAGGCAACCUGACCGGAACACAGGUGGUCGUAUACGAAUAUCCUAAUCGCGGCAGCCAGCUGUUCGUGGAGGCAGUGAACCUUGCGAAGCAAUCCCGUCGCCAUCCUAAUUUGCUGGCUAUGCUAGGAUACUCUCGUCCAGGAGAUCCAGACCAGGCCGCUUACAUUGUGAUGGAAGGCCGUGAUUUUUACCAGAGCUUUGACAUGGCUGAUUGGUUCGAUAUCCCGGAAUCGGACCUUGACGGGAUGCGCAUCGAAUUCGAGCUAGGCACGGGCGGGGGCCAGAAAAGAUGGCAGAGAUACCAAUUUUCCUGCAUUCCCGUGAAUACAACACUUCUGAUUCGGCAACGUGUAUGCGCGCUGGACGGAUUCGAUGCUGCCUCGAGGAUGAUGCGUGCGCUACCGGAUCUAUCUGUCCUUCAAGGACAAUACGCGCACAUCGGUAUAGCCCUGUACCGAGAAUAUUUCACUGAGACGACCAUCACGAUGAGCGCGCAUGCCACUGAGCAGGUAUACCCACCACUUUGGUUCUUCGUGUUGCAAUUCGACGGCAACGAUGGUUCUGCUCACGACUGCAAUGUUCCGAGCGGAUUCUGGUCGUCGGAGAAGUAUCCCACCUCCGUGCCGGCAGGUAUCAUCUUCGAUUCGACACCGCAGUCUGAGCCCGUCCAAGGUGUGAAAGCUCCACUGUUCACUUCGACACAGGUGCUUGGAGACCUCGUAUUCACCACAGAGACAAAGAUGGCCACCGAUGUUCUGCAGCUCGGUGAAGACGAGCUCCUUGCAUACAGAGAGGUCCAAGAGAGCCAUUAUUCGACUAGUGACACCCAUGCUAGCAACUCGGACGAUUCUGGUGGAGAUAGUGUCGCAACGGACGACAGCGAUGAGGAUGACGCCGAAGACUCUGACACCGAAUCCCUCGCAUCGGGCUCCAGAAACGAUGAUCAUGUCCUUGGGGUGAACUACGAGUCUCCGGAGUCGGACUAUGAGGACGCGACGGACACGGGAGACGAUAGCGCGGAAGAAUAUCAUAGUGCAGAAGAGGACGAAGCCACGGGACUCGCAUGCGGCGAGUGUCCGUCUUGA
Messenger RNA from Trametes versicolor FP-101664 SS1, 1842 nucleotides. RefSeq lists its product as uncharacterized. The record is from RefSeq and is a predicted model, not a curated record. Lineage: Eukaryota; Fungi; Basidiomycota; Agaricomycetes; Polyporales; Polyporaceae. Gene Ontology annotation, biological process: cell surface receptor signaling pathway. The transcript is spliced from 10 exons. The coding region runs from base 1 to 1842 and encodes 613 amino acids.